GCACAAGGACUCUCCGUCAUCGGAAAGCGGGUAGAAGAAGCUGCGGGGAGCGCGAGGAAAAUGGCGACGGCGGCGGCAGUGAGAGAGGAGCUUCCUGACCGGCUGGUCUGUCAGACACGGCAGCAGAGCUGAAACCUCUGUCGCUGUUGGGUGCCAGACCGACGUGGAUUCCGAGCCGGAUAUAAGCCCCAGCAGCUCAAACACCCGAACUCCCACUCCCUGGAAAUCACCUGUUUGGAUGAAAAUGAAUAGCGGCCGGUUCUGUGUGAGGAAUUCCACCCGUUCUUAGCCAUAAAGACAAUCAUCUUGGAUUCGCACAGAAGUCCAGGCUGAAUGUAAGGAGUUUAACCAGCCUUCCUUCUGCUCCUCCCUGAAUUUUGGAUACUGUUUUCAAGGGAGUUGAGAUGUCCUGCCUGUGGCCGGAGGUGAGAGCGCUGCUGCCACCCAGAGACGAGUUGCUGGGCCUGGAGUUCAGCGAGCAGGUGGAGGAGAGCGUGGUGUACGUGCUGAGACAGGCCAGCGAGCUGCUGUACUGCGGCCAGGACCCCCAGCGCUGCUCACAGCUCGGUCAGACAGUGCUGGACCUCUCCUGGGAGAGACUGAAUGGCAGGGCGUGGAGAGAGGUGGACAAGGAGUGGAGACGAGUGUAUUCCCUCGGGUGUCUGGUCAAGGCGCUGUGUCUGUGCCGGGAGGAGACCGAUGACAGCCUGAGCCAGGCCAUCGCAGCGUGUGACAUGGGCUUGCUGAUGGGGGCGUCCGUGCUCGACAACAUCCUGCUGCGGCUGGUGCAGGUGCUGGAGCCUCGCCAGGCUACCGGCAAGAGGUCACUGCACAGUGCCGGCCACCGGGAACACACCAGCACCAAGCGACUGAAAGCGUGUGCGGGGUGGGUGCCUGAGAUCAGAGCUGAGGUGGCUGUGCCUCGCGUGAGCCGGCCCUCACUGGAACACUUCCGAACCGAGUACCUGGUCCCACAGAGGCCUGUGAUCCUGGAGAACAGCAUCGAGCACUGGGCAGCCCUGACUGAGAGGAAAUGGAGCGUGGAGUACAUCCGCCAGGUUGCUGGCUCUCGCACUGUGCCUGUGGAGCUUGGCUCCCGCUACACAGACGAGGAUUGGUCUCAGAGUCUCAUGACAGUGGACAGGUUCACUGCUGACUACAUACUGGAUCAGUCAAACGAGCGCCCCAUUGGAUAUCUCGCCCAGCACCAGCUGUUUGAGCAGAUUCCAGAGCUGAAGCGGGACAUUAACAUUCCCGACUACUGCUGCCUCGGGGAGGGGGACGAGGACGAGAUCACCAUUAAUGCCUGGUUCGGGCCGGCAGGGACUGUUUCCCCCUUACACCAGGAUCCUCAGCAAAAUUUCCUGGCUCAGGUGAUGGGAAGAAAGUACAUUCGCUUGUACUCCCCUGGCCAGAGCGAGAGGCUGUACCCACACCCAACACAGCUGCUGUUCAACACCAGUCAGGUCGAUGUUGAGAAUCCGGAUUUGGAGAGGUUCCCGGAGUUCGGAUCGGCCAUCUUUCAGGAAUGUCUCCUGGAUCCAGGAGAGAUUUUGUUUAUCCCGAUCAAGUACUGGCAUCACGUGCGGGCGCUGGACACCAGCUUCUCCGUCAGCUUCUGGUGGCACUGAAACCCGAGGGCAGCGAGGGAAUGAGCGGGAGGAUGUACCUCGCUCUAAUAAACCUCGGUAACUCAGAGCUACGGCUCACACCCUGAGCACAAGGCAUUGUUUGUUUAGAGGUGAGGAAUUCCUGGUAGUCUCAUCCACACAAGGGGGUGAGUGGGAGAUAAAUGAGUCACAAGUAGGACCUCACUGGCAAGUACUUGGCUGCUAUGUUUACCUGCAAAAGCAGUCAGGCUUCAACUCAAAUCUGCGCUAAGACCACAUUAACUCAGAGUUUGGGGUUGGGGCAGGGGAAGGAGAAAACAACAAAGGUGUUUAGAUGUACAGGGUGAUAUUUUCAGCAGAUAUUUAAAACGAUGUAUUUUCU
This is a messenger RNA of Callorhinchus milii (elephant shark), 1992 nucleotides long. It is a transcript of the gene kdm8, whose product is annotated as lysine (K)-specific demethylase 8. NCBI's taxonomy places the organism in Eukaryota, Metazoa, Chordata, Chondrichthyes, Chimaeriformes, Callorhinchidae. The record is from RefSeq and is marked provisional. Gene Ontology annotation, cellular component: nucleus. Gene Ontology annotation, molecular function: histone H3K36 demethylase activity.